AUGUCUAUUGAUUAUGGUACAGAAUGGUUUAAAGUGGGUCUUAUCAAGCCUGGUAUGCCUUUAGAUGUUGCUUUAAAUAAAGAUUCAAAGAGAAAGACUCAAUCUGUUGUGACUAUUCGUCAUGAUGAACGUAUCUAUGGUAGCGAUGCUAUCAGUUUGGCUGGCCGUUUUCCUCACUUGACAUAUUCCAACUUGAAAAGCAUUGUUGCUAAACGCUUUGAUGACCCUCUUGUUGAGGAAUUCCGUCGUCGCUAUGUUAACAAGAUGGUGAUUGACACAGAAAGAGAUAUGCCUGCCUUUAUUCACAAUGAAACAACACAACUUUCUGUUGAAGAACUUAUUGCUUAUCAAUUCCAAAAUGCUAAGCAACAAGCUUCAGCUACAGCUGGUGAAAAUGUCAAGGAUUGUGUCAUCACUGUUACACCUUUUGCUAAUCAAUACGAGCGCCAAUCUAUUCUUGACGCUGCAGAACUUGCUGGAUUAAAUGUCUUGUCACUUAUGCAUGAUGAAACUGCUGUCGCUCUUAAUUAUGCUGUAAACCGUGAAAUUGGUGCUAAUCCUGAAAAUCACAUCUUUUAUGAUAUGGGUGCCGGUUCUACUGUUGCAUCUAUUGUUACUUUCUCAAAUGUUGAGACAAAAGAAGGAAAGAUUACACGUACAGCACCUCAACUGGAAGUAAAAGGAGUUGGUUUUGACCGUACACUGGGUGGUCAUGAAUUAGAUGUUCGUGUUCAACAACUUUUGGCUGCUGGAUUCAUGAAAGUGAAUGAAGGACGUGUCAAGACAGAUGUUAGAGACUCUUCAAAUGCCAUGACUAGAUUAAUGAAGGAAUCCAACAGAGUAAAGCAAAUCUUGAGUGCUAACACUGAAACUGUGGCUUCUAUUGAAAGUCUUCAUGAAGGCAUUGAUUUCAAAUUGAAGGUAACUAGAACUCAAUUAGAAGAAAUCUGUCAAGAUUUGAUUGCCCGUGUCAAGAGCCCUAUUGAAGUUGCUUUAGAAGCUGCCAACAUGACUGUGGAUGACAUUCAAUCUGUUGUUCUUGUUGGAGGUGGUGUUCGUGUUCCUUCUGUUCAACAACAAUUGAUCGAUCUUGUUGGAGCUCAAAAGAUUGCAAAAAAUGUGAAUGGUGAUGAAGCUGCUGUCUUGGGUGCUGCUUUCCGUGGUGCUUCUCUCAGUAAUCAAUUCAGAUUGAGCAAGCAAAUCAGUAUCAAGGAUGUCACUCUUUUCCCUGUUGAAGUUUCUUACAAGCCUGAAAACAAGGGCAAAGAAGCCAGUGCUGCUGUUGAAACCGUCAUCUUCAACAAGUUUGGCAAUAUUGGCACUCGCAAGAUCAUGACAUUUAACCGUAUUACUGAUUUUGAAUUCGAUGUUAAUUAUGAAAAGAAUUCCAAUGCAGGUGAUCAAGGCAUUGCCAAAGUCAAGGUUACUGGUCUUACAGAAGCCAUGGCAAAGCAUAAGGAUGAUAUUAAAGCCUCAGAAAUCCCUCCUAAGGUUCGUGUCACCUUUGAAUUAUCUGGUUCUGGUAUUGUUUCUGUUCCUGAAGCUACUCUUCAUGUCGGAAAGUUAACAUUCAAAGAAAAAGUUAAGUCAUUCUUUGGUGGAAAAGAUUCCAAAGAGAAAGAAGAGAAGUCAAGUGAAGAAGCAAACAAGCAAAAUGAAACUAUUACUGAAUCUAAUGAUGCUAAGACCAACAACACGGCUGCAGAAGCCAAGGAAAGUGUCUCUAUCACAAAAGUUCCUUUAAAUCUUGAAGUUGUCCCUACUGGUAUCCUUCCUCUUAAUGAACAACAAAAGGCCGCUGCAAAGAAGAGAAUCCUUGAACUUGAUGCUUUGGACACUCGUAAGAAGCUUCGUGAAGAAUCUCGUAAUGCUUUAGAAACCUUUGUCUAUCGUGUUCAAGACUUUUUGUAUGAUGAUGAUGUCGCUGUUGUUACUACUGAAGAAGCCAUUGAAAAGUUUAGAGAAAGACUCUCUGAAACAUCUGACUGGCUUUAUGAUGAAGGUGAACACGCUGACACUUCUGUUUAUAUCAGCAAACUCAGGGAACUUCAAGCCAUUGAAGCACCUAUUCAACACCGCUUCAAGGAAUACAGAGAGCGUGAAAAGAACAUUGAGCUUGUAGACAAAACAGUGAAAUUAGCUCAAGAGUUUGUUGCUGGCAUUCGUGCUCAAGCUGAAGAGAUUCGCUAUCAUACUGAAGAAGAAGUUGAAGGUUUGGCAACUGCUGCUCAAAAGCUUGCUGAUUGGGUUGCCGACAAGGUCGAAGCUCAAAAGAAACUUGCUAAUACUGAUGAACCCGUGCUUUUGACUUCUCAAGUCUUGGAAAAAACCAAGGUUGUUGAAGAAAACUUGAUGAAAUUGAUCAGUAAAAAGAAACCCAAGGUGCCAAAGAAGACUACUGAAGUGCCCAAGAAUGAUACCGCAGAGGAAGAAUCUUCAUCUACAAAGGCUGACGAUCCUACUUCUACUCAAACUGCUUCUACUGAAGAUCAUACUCAUGAUGAAUUGUAA
This is a messenger RNA of Gilbertella persicaria, 2511 nucleotides long. Its product is annotated as heat shock protein 70 family. Gene Ontology annotation, cellular component: endoplasmic reticulum chaperone complex. Gene Ontology annotation, biological process: endoplasmic reticulum unfolded protein response; negative regulation of hypoxia-induced intrinsic apoptotic signaling pathway; cellular response to hypoxia. Lineage: Eukaryota; Fungi; Mucoromycota; Mucoromycetes; Mucorales; Choanephoraceae. The coding region runs from base 1 to 2511 and encodes 836 amino acids. The transcript is spliced from 10 exons. Gene Ontology annotation, molecular function: ATP-dependent protein folding chaperone; ATP binding. The record is from RefSeq and is a predicted model, not a curated record.